Messenger RNA from Cottoperca gobio, 1150 nucleotides. RefSeq names its product glucosamine-6-phosphate deaminase 1 (gene gnpda1). The transcript is spliced from 7 exons. Gene Ontology annotation, molecular function: glucosamine-6-phosphate deaminase activity; identical protein binding. Gene Ontology annotation, biological process: carbohydrate metabolic process; N-acetylneuraminate catabolic process; D-glucosamine catabolic process. Gene Ontology annotation, cellular component: cytoplasm. NCBI's taxonomy places the organism in Eukaryota, Metazoa, Chordata, Actinopteri, Perciformes, Bovichtidae. The record is from RefSeq and is a predicted model, not a curated record. The coding region runs from base 68 to 955 and encodes 295 amino acids.
AUUAGCUGAUGUUCAGUGGACGUCACCUCCGCGUUGAGCGCUGUUUCCAUCCAACAGCAGAAAUCACAUGAUCUCCCUGAUCCUGUCUGCUGCGAGUAAAAGCUACAAAUACACUCCAAGGACGAUGAAGCUGAUCAUCCUCAAUGACUACGACCAGGCGAGCGAGUGGGCUGCAAAGUACAUCAGAAAUAAGAUUUUACUGUUCAGACCUGCCCCGGACAGAUAUUUCACCCUGGGGCUUCCUACAGGAAGCACCCCUCUGGGUUGUUACAAGAAACUGAUCGAGUACUACAAGACAGGACAAAUCUCAUUCCAGUAUGUCAAAACCUUCAACAUGGAUGAAUAUGUGGGAAUUCCCAGAGAUCACCCUGAGAGCUACCACUCCUUCAUGUGGAAUAACUUCUUCAAGCACAUAGACAUAAAAGCAGAGAACACCCACAUCCUGGAUGGCAACGUUGUGGACCUGCAAGCUGAGUGUGCAGCCUUUGAGGAAAAGAUAACAGAUGCUGGGGGGAUCGAGCUCUUUGUCGGAGGUAUUGGACCAGAUGGCCACAUUGCCUUCAAUGAGCCUGGUUCAAGUCUGGUUUCCAGGACGAGGGUGAAGACCCUGGCAAAGGACACGAUCAUGGCUAAUGCCAGAUUCUUUGAUGGGGAUCUCUCAAAGGUGCCCACCAUGGCACUGACUGUGGGAGUGGGCACUGUCAUGGAUUCAAAAGAGGUCAUGAUUCUCAUCACCGGAGCACACAAGGCAUUUGCUUUAUACAAAGCUAUAGAGGAAGGUGUGAAUCACAUGUGGACAGUGUCUGCGUUCCAGCAGCACCCACAGACUGUUUUUGUAUGUGACGAAGACGCCACCCUGGAACUGCGGGUCAAAACUGUAAAGUACUUCAAAGGGAUGUUGCAUGUGCACAACAAGCUGGUGGAGCUACCUCCCUCAGUGCCGAAGAAGAACUGAGUAGAUAUUGUCCAAAUGUUUUUUAAACUUUACACUCCAAUGAUUCCUUUAUCUUCUGGCGGAGAUACAUUGGUAAACAUCAAGCAGUGCUUGGAGUUUACCUCAAAUACUUGUUGUAGACAAUCAGGUGCUAUUCAGGUUUUCAUGUGAUUGCUUCUCAUUUGUUCUUUUUAAUAAAGUGCAUUUAACUUUUAA